UUUGCCAAACCGGAAGUAGCUGCACGAGAGCACGGGAACAGCUGUGGAAAAUGUUUACGUUCAGUCUAACGCUCGUACGACAUGGAGAAACGCAGUACAACAAGGACAAGCUGCUGCAAGGUCAAGGUGUGGACACUCCCCUGUCAGAAACAGGAAUACAGCAAGGCGAGGCGGUGGGACGAUACCUCAAAGACAUCAAAUUCAACAACGUGUUUGCCAGUAAUCUGCAAAGAGCCAUACAGACAGCUGAAAUAAUUCGGAGGAACAACACUCACUGCUCUGGCACGGAGAUGGUUUUGGAGCCGUUACUCAGGGAGAGGGGUUUUGGUGUCGCUGAAGGACGACCCAAAGAGGAUCUGAAGAACAUGGCCAACGCUGCUGGACAGUCAUGUCGUGACUACACUCCUCCAGGAGGAGAGACUUUGGACCAGGUGAAGCUGCGAUUCAAAAAAUUCCUCAAAGUCCUUUUCAAGCAAAUGUUGGAUGAACACGGCUGGUCAGGACCACAUGUUUCUGCAGGAGCAAAUGAAGUUGCGAAUGGGACCGCAGCUGCUUCCUCAGACCUUGAUCCUGUUGGCUCCGCUGACAGCGGUCUCCAGGGAGUGCCGGUGCACGCUCUGGUCGUGAGCCACGGCGCUUACAUCCGUGUGGCCGUCAGGCACCUUGUAGAGGAUUUGCAGAGCUCUCUGCCUGCAGGUUUGAAGAUGUCUCAGCUGUUUUCACCGUGUCCGAACACGGGCAUCAGUCGCUUCAUUUUCACUUUGAGUCACUCUGAGUCCGGCCCGGUCCUCUCUUCUGCGCGUUGCCUCUUCACCAACAGGAAGGAUCACCUGGAAAACCUCACAGCUGCUCAAUAGUGUGAAGGGGAAGAAAUGGGACAGAAUUUUAAGUUAUGGUGUACUGUUUUUGUACACAGUCUCUUGAAAGAACAAUCGUGAAAACUAAAGGGAAAAUAAGAAACAAAGACCUCAAAGUUACCACGGGUAACUAAAAACAGCAAUGCACAUGAUAUUUAAAUUAUGUUCUCUCAUUAAUCAUAGUCUUUUGAUGUGUGCAGUACUGUAUUAUAAAAAUGCCUCAUCCUCCUCCUAGCUGUAGGUCAGUGACGACUUGCGUUAUACUAUAUACAUUUUUAAUAUUGUUAAAUGUAUCGCCUCUUUUAUCAUGUUAUACCAAAGUGACAAAUCUGUGUAUUAUUGGAGACUGUAUGUGUGGCAUUUUCAAGUUGAUGUAACUCCUUUAUUGCUGCUCAUUUUACUUGUGCAAUACAACAUGUCAACACUGACCCUCUGCUGAGUUUUACAUAGAAUAAAAAAAUAAUAAUACAG
Molecule: messenger RNA, 1328 nt
Organism: Plectropomus leopardus (leopard coralgrouper)
Lineage: Eukaryota; Metazoa; Chordata; Actinopteri; Perciformes; Serranidae
Gene: tigarb
Product: TP53 induced glycolysis regulatory phosphatase b
Biological process (GO): regulation of pentose-phosphate shunt; negative regulation of glycolytic process
Cellular component (GO): cytosol
Molecular function (GO): fructose-2,6-bisphosphate 2-phosphatase activity
Source: RefSeq, a predicted model, not a curated record